Messenger RNA from Fomitiporia mediterranea MF3/22, 1969 nucleotides. RefSeq lists its product as uncharacterized. Bases 494 to 1909 code for a protein of 471 amino acids. Lineage: Eukaryota; Fungi; Basidiomycota; Agaricomycetes; Hymenochaetales; Hymenochaetaceae. Gene Ontology annotation, molecular function: protein binding. The record is from RefSeq and is a predicted model, not a curated record. The transcript has 3 exons.
CGCGAGCCUUAUCUCACAACGUGCAAAAUGCAGUAUACAUCCAUACAUCUUCUAGGCUCUUGCACGAUUCGUCCAGCGUUACAGGUGCCAGUCGCGAUCCCGAACCGAAACGCGUACCAUGGGAUAAAUUAUUUGAAGCGGUGGAAAAGGAGACGAACAGGUCUACUACGCUGCGCGAGCCUAUGACAGAGGAGGAGUUUCAAGACUUCUUCAGGAUAAAAAGACCUUUAAUGAAGAAGGAGUUUCGACAAUUCUUUAAGGAUCCAAGGUUAAUGAUACCAAAGCAAUCAGAUGUCAAACGUGUUCGGAAGAAGGGAGAGCUGAAGACGAAAUGGCCGUUUAAAGGAGAAGUAGCUCUUCAAAAGAAACUUCGACCUGCAGUCCAAUCUGCGCGUGUUAAGGAGCUUGCAGAAAAGGGCAACGUGGAAGAGGCUGUCUCCUAUUUAAUCAGUUCUCCUCGAGCGACCGUCAAUAGUAUGACAUAUAUACGGAGAUGAAACGCCGCGGAUUCCAGCCGGACGCGGCGACGUACUCGACAAUGCUGCAUGGAAUGGCACAAAUUGAAUCCAAAGAGUGGCCCAAUAAUCAGGAGAACCUUGAGCGCUGUCAUAAGUUAUACAAUGCAUUUGAAAAGUUGGUGCAAACAGGCGAAGCCCAGAAGACCUCGGCGCGUACUACCUACUUUCAGGUACUCGGAAGGUCCGGCAACUACCAGAAGAUGUUUGACCUCUUCUACAAAGAGGAUGGAACAUUGCCACGAGACAAGGCAUUAUAUACCGUGCUCUUCAACGCGUUAUUGUGGAGAAAGGAGACGGAUAAACUCGGUAAUCUGACGCUUCAAGAACAGAACGCUUCAGACGCGAAGUUUCUCUGGCGUGUGCUCGAGAAGGAUGUGGAGGGAGGGAUGGAAAUAGAUGCACACCUGUUACGACCCUUCAUUAAGCUAAUGGCAGCUGGACGACCUGUCGACCAACAAUUCGGCUUGAAGGUGGUUCGCGAUUACUUUGGGUUAGCAGCUCCAGGGGAACCCACUCCAACUCCGCGCGUCACUAUGAACUCUAACUGUCUGCACGCCAUCCUGGAAUUGUGCAACAAGGCGAAGAAAUUCCGUCUUUGCGCUUAUUUCUUCAAAGAGGUCAUGGCCACGAAGCAGAUUGAGAGAAAUAGUAAAUUCUCUUCAGACCUCACGAUUGGCACUCGUCAUGUAAACGAGCAGCUUAUUGCACUCGCCCAACUAGCCAGCGUUGGCUCUACUGAUGAAGCUGCACAUGCAGUCGACGCUGUUCGCUUCCUAAAGCAAACAACGGCAUUGAAAGCCGUGAAGCCUCCUACUCGAACCAACGAGUGGGACGAAGAUACCACACUUCAACCUGAAACGGUAAAACUUGCACUUGCCGUAUGCUGGCGAUGUGGAGACUGGGAAAGUGCCACUCAGAUCUUCUCAUUAGCGACGGAUCUCCGAGCAGAAGAUUUCCUGGACGACGGACCGAUUGCCAAGGAAUCAGAAAAACCCUUUAUACCUGGGAGCGGCAGAAUGGUGGAUAUUGCCGCGUUCUCCUACUUGACACGAAUAGCACUAUCAACCAAAGACAAAGCCAAGAUGCGACAGGCAUUACGGAUGAUGUACAUUUACGGCAUUGGACCUGGAGCGUUCGUGACUCAUUACAACUUCUAUAAGAUUGAGCUGGCGAAGACGAUACUGAAGCUCCUAGACGCUGCUGCUUCUUCGGACCAGCCUGGAGACGAGAAGAAAUGGAAGUACUUGAAACAGGAAAGCCGAGAGGCGUUAUCUAAACGCGUUAUGGUCGAGAGACCAGAAAGUGAGGAAGACGGGUUAGGGAGCCAGAAAUAUAUCAGCAAGCUCCAACAGGCUAUAGAUUUUGAGUUAGCUUCUCGCAGUUCUUCGUAAUUUUGCAUAUCUACAUAUUGCCGGACACACAUUUUUCGUUUGACAAACGCAUGACAUGGC